This is a messenger RNA of Rhineura floridana, 2015 nucleotides long. RefSeq names its product phosphomannomutase 2 (gene PMM2). Gene Ontology annotation, cellular component: cytosol. Gene Ontology annotation, molecular function: phosphomannomutase activity. The record is from RefSeq and is a predicted model, not a curated record. Bases 174 to 923 code for a protein of 249 amino acids. Gene Ontology annotation, biological process: mannose metabolic process; protein N-linked glycosylation; GDP-mannose biosynthetic process. The transcript has 8 exons. NCBI's taxonomy places the organism in Eukaryota, Metazoa, Chordata, Lepidosauria, Squamata, Rhineuridae.
GUCAUCCGCAGUGCAUGCUGGGGAGGCGCAUGCGCGGAGGCGGCCCCACCUCCAUGCAGCAUGCUGGGAGUUGUAGUCUUCCUACCGCGGACAGAGAAGGAAGCGGAGCGCCUGUCUCCCGGCCACCUCAUCACCCGGGCAGACGGUAGAGGAAGAGGCACCCUUGAGUGGCCAUGGAGGAGAAGGACGGCAGGCAGACACUUUGCCUUUUUGACGUGGACGGUACCCUGACAGGGCCUCGCCAGAAGAUCACCCCAGAGAUGGCGGACUUUCUGCAGGCCUUGCGGAAGAAGGUGGCCGUGGGAGUGGUGGGCGGCUCGGACUUUGAGAAGAUUCAGGAACAACUUGGAAACGACGUGGUAAAAAAAUUUGACUACGUCUUUCCAGAAAAUGGUUUAGUGGCCUACAAAGACGGGAAACUCUUGAGUAAACAGAGCAUUCAAGGCCAUCUGGGUGAAGAGCUUCUCCAAGACUUGAUCAACUAUUGCCUGAGUUACAUCGCGAAAAUCAAAUUGCCCAGGAAGCGGGGCACUUUUAUUGAAUUUCGAAAUGGGAUGCUGAAUGUGUCUCCUGUGGGCAGAAGCUGCAGCCAGAAAGAGAGGAUUGAAUUCUACGAGUUGGAUAAAAAGGAACAUAUAAGAGAUAAAUUUGUCACUGAUUUACGACGAGACUUUGCAGGAAAAGGCCUGACGUUUUCCAUAGGGGGCCAGAUAAGCUUCGAUGUGUUUCCAGACGGUUGGGAUAAGCGAUACUGUUUAGGAAUUGUUUCCGACGAUGGCUUCAAAACGAUUUAUUUCUUUGGAGAUAAGACCAUGCCGGGUGGGAACGACUAUGAAAUUUACACGGACUCCAGAACCAUCGGCCACAGCGUCACAUCACCAGAGCAGACAAAACAGAUAUGCGAAGAGUUAUUCUUCAACUAGAUGUGCUUAUUUUGUAGCAAAAGGGAGCAGGUCAAUUUCAGGGCCAAAAUUUGUAAAAUAACAUCCAUGGAAUGAAGGUCAGGAUCACGUUUGUAGUCCACGGACUAACUCUCUAAUCUCCUGGAAGCUGCUGUUUGCCCAGAGAGUGAAGCAGUCAUGCUGGGGCAAAUAGAAAUUUGGGGAAGGGGGAAUUGUCCAGACUACAGUAAGCUUAAAAAGGAGGGGUGCUCGCUCCUCUGGGCCUGAUCUAGGUCUCUCCCUCCUUGGCAGCUAUUUUAAAAUGGAAAAAAAAAAUAGACACGUUAAAUGAGUGAUUGCCUUUAACGUCGCAUCCAGUUUGUGUUUUGUGUGAUCACAGCUUGGCUUUGGGAGUGACUUGCUAGGGACUGAAACAUUUUGCCAUAACAGAACAGUCACAGAUGACUCUGCCGCCACACCAGACUCCUCAGCACACACCAGGAUCUCUUCCAAGCAACAUGUGUGGACAGCCAGUCUGUUUCCACAAGGGCUCGUGCCUGGUAAACAUUCUAGAAACCAUCCCUGAGCUGAGAAACUUCCUGUUAGAACUGGACCUCGCAUAUGCCUUCUGUCCUCAGGAUCCCCCCCUGGAUCAAACAAGGCAAGGAGCGCGUUUCCACGGUCAGCUGACAUCAGGCGUGGGGAACCUUCGGCCCUAUGUCUGUUGCUCAACUACAACUCCCAUCAUCCCAGGCUUUAAGACAGGUAGGAAACUAGGGCACCCUCAGAGAUAUUGUUGGACUCCAACUCCCUACGGCCAGCGAUGAUGUGAGUUUGUAGUCCAGCAACAGCCGGAGGGCAACAUCAGUAAAGGCCAAACUGCAGCCGCUCUUUCCACACCCCUCCCUGAUUUGUGACAAGAUUUUGCUACAUCCCUGUGAUAUGUUUGGAAUUUCAUGGUCCACGUAUUGGCAUGUAAAGGGCCAGGACACUGCCCUGACCUCACAACUGGCUUUUUUUGAACUCUGGCAAAAUAACCAAGUCCGCACUGGACUUUCUGAUGUCAUGCUACGUUUCCUGUGAGUAGUUCCUCCUCUGAGUUGGGUCGCCGCAUUAAAAUCUCCACAAAUGGUA